Messenger RNA from Fusarium odoratissimum NRRL 54006, 498 nucleotides. RefSeq lists its product as uncharacterized. Bases 1 to 498 code for a protein of 165 amino acids. The record is from RefSeq and is a predicted model, not a curated record. Lineage: Eukaryota; Fungi; Ascomycota; Sordariomycetes; Hypocreales; Nectriaceae. The transcript has 2 exons.
AUGUCCAACUCAAGCCCGGUUCACUGUAGGACUAUUGAGGACGUCCCGCUGCCAUAUCCCGCUUCCAAGCUGAUCAUCACCCAACGUCUUGAAGCAUCACAAGAAUCACCUUUCUGGGCGUGGAUCAUUGUUGGUGCAUUCUACGACAGACAAGAUAACGUCCUUUGGAGCACCGAGAUCUUCGCUGGUCGCUUGGACAUAGAUUCGGACUCUGGCGACGAGUCUAGUGAUACUUCGUCUGUGGCGGAGAGUUACACUGAGGAGACAGGUUCUUCAGAUAUCUUCUCUUCCUACCAAGAACGAUCCUAUCAUCACAACGAAGCUUUGAACUAUCAAGUGCCUCCGGCCCACCGAGUCUUUCCAUAUUGGAGCCAAUCUCCGCCAUACGCUAUACCACCAACUUGGGAUCCAACAACCCAAGGUCAAGUUCCCGGCUUCUGGCAAGCAUCUUUCGAUCCGAACGUUCGUCGUUGGGUUCAUACCUGGCAACCUCUCUGA